AUGCCCGACGACCAAGUCCACCAGCAGGCCCAACACGGACCUCCUGCUUCUCCCCAGGUCGACGAGUUUGGCCUCCCUAUUCGACCUGCCCGGACGAGGACCUACGACGAAGAAGAAGAAGAAGACACAGACCAGGACGCUCCUUCCUCAACCAAUGAGAAUACCAAUGCGACCCAACAAGACGCUUCAAACAGUACCUCCGAGGCCCCGGACGCUCCUUCCUCGACCGAUGCGACAAUAACGAAGCCGAGUACAAGUACCAUUGAUCAACAUGACCUUGCCCAUCCCGCAACCUCACAUGAGGCCUCCACCACCCACCCACCGACGACUGAGCCUGCUACCUCAACAGUAGAACCCGUCAUUCCUGAUCAAGCUCAACAAGCUGUCAUUGUCGCGAACUCCGACUCGCUCACACAGCCCCUCGCUGGCGCAUCCGAAUGGUCACAUCAAGCUGUCACCGCUGCUCCAGCCAAGGAGAAACAGCCCCAAGAAAAUGAGCUGGAAUGGCAGGAGAUGCCAGCCUUUGCUACCCACACCAUAUACGAUGAUUGGGGCAAAGUCGUUGCGCGCGAGGUUGCCGAGCUUGAGGAAGAGGACUAUGCAUACGGCAAUGCGGCUGCCAAGGGAUACACAAGAGUCCAGCUCGAUGAUGACGUCCAAUCUGCCACCAGUAUGGAUGAAGAUACCGCAUACCUCUUCAAGCCUGAUGCUGGCACCAACACCUUGGACGAAGACGACAGUCGCGACGUCCUGUCUCAGAUGCAAGCUACAAAAGACCUCCUGACUGAAGGCCAACGCAUCGCAUAUGUCGGUCUCGUACGCGUGUCCAUGUACCAAAUGACAAAGUAUCUCGAAGGACUCGACAAGACUCGAUCCACAAAGAAACAACUCGAUAUUGCUAUAGAGUCCAUGCAGAUGUGGGCUCAGAAGAUCAUGGUUCGGUUGUACAGUCACAUGGACCUAGACGCUGCAGAGCAGAUCAUGAUCGAGCAACUCGCUGAACACGGUGUCGAACCAGCAGAUCUGACGGCUCCCCUAAUGCAAAACGCUAGAGUCAAAAAUCCCUCAAAGAACACCGAAGACGCUCCUGUACCAGCGAAUCCCUCCGACUCUCAAUCUCUGAAAUCUCCUCCGCUCAGCCGUCCACCCACUCCACCGAUGCCUCCACCAUACGAGCAAGAGGUACCGCCAGAUUAUUCUGUCAAGGAUCCAUCAGAAUUGCCCGACACAAAGAGCAUCGACAUUGACCUCCGAUGGACUGUACUCUGUGACCUCUUCCUAGUACUGGUUGCUGAUAGCAUUUACGAUGGUCGCUCGAGGGCUCUUCUAGAAUUGGUCGGGAGUGCGCUCUCAGUGGACUGGCUUGAGAUUUGCCGAUUCGAGAAGCGAAUCACAGAUGCUCUGGAGAUGCAGCAAGAAGCUGACAAGGAGAACUGGAACGAGGACGAACACACCGACAAACGUCAAAAGAUGGCUCGGAAUAGGAGACUGGUCAUGAUGGGCCUUGCUACCGUGGGUGGAGGUCUUGUCAUUGGCUUGAGUGCCGGUCUCCUCGCUCCUGUUAUCGGUGCUGGUCUUGCUGCAGGUUUCACGACCAUCGGCGUUGCUGGAACAAGUACCUUCCUCGGAGGUGUCGGUGGCGCAGCUCUAAUCACAUCAAUUGGUGUCACGACCGGAGGUACCAUUGCAGUUCGUGCGAGUAAUAGGCGAACAGGCCCAGUCAAAACCUUCGAGUACCGACCACUCCACAAUAACAAACGUGUGAACCUCAUCGUCACUGUGGCCGGCUGGAUGACAGGCAAGGUCGAUGACGUUCGUCUACCUUUCAGUACGGUCAAUCCUAUCAUGGGUGACAUUUACAGUGUACACUGGGAGCCAGAAAUGCUGCAAAGUAUGGGUCAAACCAUCAAUAUACUUGCAACUGAGAUUCUUGGUAGCACGCUGCUUACUGCUCUCAUGUCUGCCAUGUCACUUCCACUUGUGCUUACGAAAUUGUCAUAUCUGAUCGACAACCCGUGGAGUGUAUCAAUGGCUCGUGCCGACAUGGCUGGUCUCAUUCUCGCUGAUUCUCUCAUCGAUCGCAAUCUUGGUGUGCGACCAGUCACCCUCGUUGGUUUCUCCCUAGGUUCUCGUGUUAUUUAUGCCUGCCUCAAAGAGCUCGCCAACCGCGGAGCAUACGGCAUUGUCCAGAACGUCUACGUUUUUGGCAGCCCGGUAGUGUUCAAAAAGGAUGAAUAUAUCAAAGCGAAGUCGGUUGUUGCAGGAAGAUUUGUCAACGGCUACGCUACCAAUGAUUGGAUCUUGGGCUACUUGUUCCGCGCCACUGCAGGAGGUAUCAUGAGAGUUGCUGGACUUGCUUCGGUCGACAUACCAGGUGUGGAAAACUACGACGUGACGGAGACCGUCGCAGGUCACAUGGCGUACCGUAAAGCCAUGCCGAAGCUUCUAAAAGAAGUAGGUUGGGUGGUGGAUAGCGAAGAAUUCUCUGAAAUCGAAGACCCGGAUCCGGACAACCACGAGAAAAGACAACGAGAACUCAUCAACGAGAUCGAAGAGGCCAGGAAAGCUCUCGAGAAGAAGCCCGAAAAGAAGGGCUUCAAGGCACUCUUCAGUCGAAACAAGAAGAAUGCGGAGAAGAAGGAGUGGGAGACAUACGACGAGAAGAUCAAAGCUGGACCAGCGGAUGAGUCUGCCGAUGGAUCCAAUCAAGGGACACUGUUCGACAUCGAUGCUCUCCAGCACGAGGUCGCUGCACUUGCAGCUCAAGGUGUUGAGAUCAAAGAAAUUAAGGGUACAUUGCCUCCCAUGAAAAUCGACACCACAGCCAAUCCCAUCAAUGGCGAUGGGUUGAAGAGUCCACCUCCAAGUCUUAGGCAGACCAAGAGCUUCAGUGGUUUCUCAGACGGAGCUCGAGAUUCAUCGAAUAGUAUCAACCAGACCAACGGAACAAACAGAAACCAACAGUACGACUACGACGAAUUCGAGUAUAACGCUCAGAACGAUUCUCAGAUAUCAAUGACUUUCGAAAGUCCCGAGCGGCCUCGACCAACAUUUGGCGACCGUCAAACCACGAUGCAUGGAUCGCCUACGACCUCACCAUCAUCGUCGCAGUUUCCAAUCAGACCUGCAUUGCAGUCGUCAAACACAAUGCCUGUUUCCAGUCGAUCAGUAUCCAACAACACGCCUAUGUCUCUCGAGAGAAACGCGUGGGUGGACGAUGAGGACGAGUUUGGAAAGGAAAAGGAGAUGUCGAUGACGUUUGAGUAG
Aureobasidium vineae is the source of this 3267-nucleotide messenger RNA. The record is from the annotation of a GenBank genome assembly. NCBI's taxonomy places the organism in Eukaryota, Fungi, Ascomycota, Dothideomycetes, Dothideales, Saccotheciaceae.